Messenger RNA from Pomacea canaliculata, 3967 nucleotides. Its product is annotated as low-density lipoprotein receptor-related protein 4-like. The coding region runs from base 258 to 1940 and encodes 560 amino acids. NCBI's taxonomy places the organism in Eukaryota, Metazoa, Mollusca, Gastropoda, Architaenioglossa, Ampullariidae. The record is from RefSeq and is a predicted model, not a curated record. The transcript is spliced from 16 exons.
GCCAAAGACCAGAAGGCUGUUGGAAUCACAGACAAGAAGUCCUGCUCGCAGAACCCUCGCUUGAUGCUCAACUGGACAGGUUAGCAUAUCGAUGAAAAGCGCAGUGUUCUCAAGGCGCCGAGAAUCUCAGCUACGAGUUUUCUGGUUGGCUGUAUUAACUACAUCUAUCUCUUCACCUUUGCAUAGUUAGAAAACGUGUGAACGCGAACACAUAUAUCGACACAACCAUCCAAAGGUAGUUACACGGCACACGGACAAUGGCCUCCACGUUUUUGUAUUUUAUUACAUUUGGAAUUCACCAACAGGUGCAAGCAAACCAGAUGAUCACCCCUCUUAUUUUGUGUUUUUUUACAUUUGCGAUUCAUCAGCAAGUGCAAGCUUGUGGCGGUGAAUACACUUCACUCACUGGUCUCAUAUCGUCUCCAUUGUACCCGAGUCAGUACCCGCCUGACCAGGACUGUGUUUACAUCAUCAGAGCACCAACAGGAUAUCGGAUUACCUUGACCUUUGUCCAUUUUGAACUCGCAACUGAUGGUUUUAAUUGCCAGCAGGACUAUGUGCAGCUUAGAGAUGGCGAGUUAUGGACAUCACCAUUCUUGUCUAUCUACUGCAACACCACAGCCUACACCAGACGAUCAUCAUCAAACACCAUGUGGAUCAAAUUCCAUUCUGACUCGUCUCAGUCCGCAGCUGGCUUCCAAGCGAGCUACACUGCAGCCGUAAUUCCGCUAAAGUUUCUCCUUGUUACCGAACCUGCGAUUUUGGGGUAUGGGGCUAUUCAUAACAUCGACAUCGACACGAUCACCAGUUUUGACAUUCCUCUCGAUGGACUACGAGACCCUGCUGCUGUUGACUACGACCCGAUGGCUGGUCGUAUCUACUGGACAGACAAUGUGGAGAAGACCAUCCGAACAUCGAAUCUUAACGGCAGUGAUGCUCGGCUUGUUCGCUAUUUAGGAUUGGACGCAAGGCUAGACGGCCUGUGUGUAGACGCACUGUCCAGGCUCAUCUUCUACACAGACGCAGGCAAUAAAGUCAUCGGCAUGAUCACCAUGUACAGCAACACUCAUCGAAUAGUCAUCAACUCCUCACUUGACAUGCCGAAGGACAUCGAGCUUGACAAACGCAAUGGGGUAAUGUACUGGAGCGACUGUGGCGCCACACCUACCAUAGAGCGAGCCAACUAUGACGGUACAGGACGUCAGACUCUGGUCUCAGGGGGCGAGUAUCUCAAACAACCGAACGCCAUCGCUCUCGACACAGUCGAAGGCAGACUGUACUGGGCAGAUGGUGGCACACAGAAGGUAGGCUGGGUGGACCUGGAAGGGAAGAAGACUUCUUUGAUUCUACAUCAGCCAGGAUUAGUGUAUUACGGCAUAGACCUCUAUCUCAAUGACUUCUUUGUGACAGACUGGAGCUUUCUAAAUCUCAGUCAGUGGUUAAAAACACGCAUAUUUCGCUAUGGCAAGGACGGCAGUAAUGAAAGAAACUAUUUCAACCGCCCCUCAAAAUUAAAUGACAUCCGCGUGUACGCUGAGGAAAUUGAAGAUAAAGGGCCCAACGGUUGUGGAAGCAACAACGGUGGUUGUAGUUACAUCUGUGUACCUACAACUGGCAACAGAAAUAAAUGUCUCACUGAGGACGGAGGAUCUACAAAAAGUGAAAGUCCAGCUACUGGCAGCUCAACUAAAGCAAGUGAUCCCAGCAUAUCAUCAGAAGCAGAGUCUGUGAGCACUAACACCAAGAUCAUCAUUGCUGUCUGUGCUUGUGGCCGCUGUCGUAGGAAUUGCUGUCAUCAUCGCUCUCUUCAUUUUCUUCAAACUAAGACGUCAGAGCAAUCCCGAAGAACAUGGCGCUUCCACGCAGAUACAGAACACAUCAAAAGUCGCACAGGAGUCACUGACAUCAACAUCAAAUGCUCUUCCACUCGAUCUUUAUGAAGAAAUCCCCAGUUGUCAAUCCGGUGAUAGAGAUGGCAACUCUAAUAACGCAGAUGACACAAGCUAUGAACAACCUAAAAGAAAAAAGUGCAGUACUUACAUUACACCGACGGGUUCUGACUCCAAUUCGCCUCAUCAAGAAGAACACCAAUAUGAUGACUUGAAUUCCUCCCAUUAGCCAAUGCCUUACAGGAGCGGACACAGCAGAGCCAGGGAUUUCGUAAAUCAUAGAUGAACAGCAAGCUCACAACAAGACUCUCUUCUUUCACUUGACGACUCUACGUUGUAUUAAUUGGUAUAGUUGUGUCCUUAGUCACGUGUGAUAAAGACUCUUCUGGCUUCAAUGAACAACAAAACAUUUACUAUAGACCGAACCGCAACACGGAGCAAUCGUUGUCAGCAUCGUAAGGGGAGGGCAGCACGAAAGUGAUGCUGACACCAUUGCCAGGCAGACCUUUGACUGGAACCCUCAGGGGAAGAGGAGAGUUUGGAGACUAAAGAAGACAUGAAAAAGAACAGUAGAGAGCGAAGCAAAGGACAUCAGAACCUCAUGGGCCAAACUGAUGGGGGUUGCCGUAUAGCUGGUCCGCUGGCGAGGUGUUGUUGUGGCCAUAUGAUCCUCGAGGAAUAACAAGAACGAAUCGAAGCAUUCUUUAAGGGCAUGACCUGUUGCUAAUGAGUAGAGUCAGGGUCUUUGGUUGUGAGAAUUGUAAAAAUUCAUUUAUGAUGUUGUCAUUUCCCCGAGCUUUGCUUUCUUCAAGCCUUUUUAGGCAAUUGCCAACCUCACUCUCAGAUACUUCAGUGUUCAGAUAGUUAUUGCUAGCUUCAGGUAAGUGCACAGGUAGAUCAGUCUCAAAUGUUUCAUUACAAGAGUGGUUUAUCUUAUUAAACUGCUCUAACAGUUCAUUGCAGCUUGGGAUUUCCUUUUUUCGUUGUUAUUCUUGUUUAGAGUGUUCCAAAAUGCCUUUGGGUCCUUACAUCUUAGAUACCUAAUUUUCAUAAACCAUUUUUGCUGCUUUUUUGUGUCUUUUCAUGCGGCAGCUGGAGUAAAGCCAUGGCUAAGUUAUAGGCUUUUGACUAGAGACAUAAUAUUUUUUCGGGUUGCUGGCGUGAGAGAAUAGACCACAACUGCUAGCACUAUCAGCAUAAUAUUACAUACCUCUUGGGUUAGUGCAUCAAUCUUGUCUGAGUCUACUUCCUCUUUUUUUGUAAAAACUCAUUAACUUUAUUUGUUAGCUGGCUAAUCUUGUUAGAAUCUAGAGAACUAAUGAAGUCAUCUUUCAUUCAACUUUUCCAUUUGGUAUUGUAAUCCUUCUUUACAUUUUCCUCACUGAGAAUCAGAAGUACUUUGGGUUAAACAUUUUGUUUGGAUAAAAGUUAUGCUACAUGCUUUAUGUUUAUAGUGCAUCCUAGUUUUCUUUGUGCCUCUUCUUGAAAAGAUUGUCUGUGUUUUUUUUGUUUUGGUCAAGUUAUCAUAUAAGGGCAAAUCAUGCAAAACAAAAUGUGAAAUGGCACACCUAAAAAGCAAAAUCAUCAUACACAAUAGUAGUGUAUCAACUAAUUAACUGGCCAUCUUUUUUUGUCUUGUAGUAGUAUCAGCAGUAGUAAGAUCCUUACCAAGUGAUUUGUUUCUGUAAUAUUGGUUUCAAUUCAGUGUAUAAACACAUUUUUUUGGUGAUAAAAUCAUAAAUCUAGGUUUUGGUAAAAUGUUUCCAUACACACAAGUGCCAAGUAAUCAAAGUAUAUACAAACACCCAAUUUACACAUUUAAUGUCAAAGAUAAUGGACCUUUUCAAAUGUAUAACACUUCACCUUCAAUCAAGCCAUGUGGCUUUCCAAAAACAAAUAGGCUGAUAUAAUAUUAGCAUAAUUUGUUAGCAAAACCUAUAGCCCAAAUCCAUCACACCAGACUACUGGUGCCAGUGUACAUAAAAUCCCACCAUUUAAAAUUAACUUGCCCAAAUGUUGCAGAUUUUUUAAAAAAUAGUUCAUUGACAGUACAUUAGGCAUUAUUAUAGUAUGCAAAU